This is a messenger RNA of Brassica napus (rape), 4113 nucleotides long. Its product is annotated as cytochrome P450 84A1-like. NCBI's taxonomy places the organism in Eukaryota, Viridiplantae, Streptophyta, Magnoliopsida, Brassicales, Brassicaceae. Bases 330 to 1874 code for a protein of 514 amino acids. Gene Ontology annotation, biological process: lignin biosynthetic process. Gene Ontology annotation, molecular function: iron ion binding; monooxygenase activity; heme binding. The record is from RefSeq and is a predicted model, not a curated record. The transcript is spliced from 2 exons.
AAAAUAACAGUAUAUCAUAAUUAAAAUUUAAACGCUAAAACUUAAUAGUAAUAUGCCGAAUAAUAACAAAAUGUUUCACAUAUGACCACAAAACAAUGUCUAUACAUAAUUUAGUGCCGUGUUAUUUUUGUAUAUAUGAUCUACCACAAAAAAAAGUUGUUCAUUUUGCAAAAGUCAACUCAUUCUUUUAUAUGAAAAGUCCACUCUUUGAAAGUUUUUAUAUUGUUAAGAUGAUAAAAAUAUACUCAUAAAUGGGGCCAAGUUAUGGUUAUAAAAGCUAGCGUUGGCCUUUAUAAUCACAUCAUCUCAAAUUAAUUGACAAACUAACAAUGGAGUCUCUGUUAUCACAAACACUAAACCAAGUAAUAGAUCCCACACCGUCAGUUCUUCUUAUCACCAUCUCUCUUCUAGUUGUAGUCUACCUCAUCUCACAAUGGUUUAAACCGCUCUACCCUCCCGGUCCCAAAGGCCUACCCGUAAUUGGAAAUAUGCUAAUGAUGGACCAACUCACACACCAUGGUCUAGCCAAGCUAGCCCAUAAAUACGGUGGUUUGUUCCAUUUACGAAUGGGAUUUCAUCACGUGUUUGCCAUCACAUCACCUGACGUCGCCCGACAAGUCCUCCAAGUCCAAGACAUCAGCUUCUCGAACCGGCCCGUGACUGUAGCCAUAAACUACUUAACCUACGAUCUAGCCGACAUGGCCUUCGCUCCUUACGGACCCUUUUGGAGACAAAUGAGGAAAGUGUGCGUCAUGAAGGUGUUCAGCCGGAAACGGACCGAGUCAUGGGCCUCGGUCCGUGAAGAAGUAAACAAUAUGGUCCGGUCUUUGUCUAGCAACGUCGGUAAGCCCGUUAACGUUGGAGAGCUCAUUUUCACAUUGACACGGAACAUAACGUACCGAGCGGCGUUUGGUGCGGCCUGCGAGACAGAACAAGACGAGUUCAUAAGGAUCUUGCAAGAGUUCUCAAAGUUAUUUGGAGCAUUCAACAUCGCGGAUUUUAUACCGUUCCUAGGGUGGUUUGAUUUUCAAGGGAUAAACAAGAGGCUUGUUAAGGCUCGUAACGAUCUUGACGGGUUCAUCGAUGAAGUUAUUGAUGAGCAUAUGAGGAAGAGGGAGACUGUAAACGUUGAUGAAGAUACAGAUAUGGUGGAUGAUCUACUUGCGUUUUAUAGCGAGGAUUCAUCAACUAAUCGUAAUAAGAACACCGUAAAACUCACACGUGAUAAUAUCAAAGCCCUCGUCAUGGAUGUUAUGUUUGGAGGAACGGAGACAAUGGCGUCAGGGAUCGAAUGGGCUUUGACAGAGCUUCUACGUAACCCAGCUGAACUCAAACGGCUCCAACAAGAACUCACCGAGGUCGUGGGUCUUGACCGGCGCGUGGAUGAUAACCACCUCGAGCAACUAACGUUCCUAAAAUGCACACUCAAAGAAACCAUGAGACUCCACCCACCGAUCCCACUCAUCCUCCACGAGGCUAUUGAGGACACAAAGCUCCAAGGCUUCUCUGUUCCCAAAGGCUCACGCUUGAUGAUCAACGCCUUCGCUAUCGCACGUGACCCCAAGUUGUGGGUUGACCCGGAAGCGUUUCGACCUUCUAGGUUUAUGGAACCGGGUAUGCCUGAUUUCAUGGGGACUAACUUUGAGUUUAUACCCUUCGGGGCAGGUCGGAGAUCGUGUCCUGGAAUGCAACUUGGGCUUUAUGCGAUGGAGGUGGCUGUGGCUAACAUCAUUCACUGUUUCACGUGGAAGUUGCCUGACGGGAUGAAACCUAGUGAGCUCGACAUGAGCGACGUCAUGGGUCUUACCGCUCCCAGAGCCACGCGAUUGAUCGCAGUGCCUGACACGCGCCUCAUCUGUCCGGUGUGUCCUUGACCAUGGAGAGAGUUUCACUGUUCUGUUCAGGAUUAACGGUUCAAAAGUUUUGUCUUCUCUCUCAAGAUCUUGCUAUCUUUUCAAAAAAAAAAAUUAAAUUAUGUUUUUCCACAUUGGGCAUGCUUUGUUUUUCGUCACAGGGGCUUUUUCUUCCUCAAAUGUAACUGUAAAUAAAUAAUAAAUAAAAUAAAUUUGACAAUGAAAGGAUUUUAAGUACCUUGCAUAGAAAGCAACCCCGAGUUGCUGAAUUUGAAGCUUUAGGCCUCUACACCAUUUGGCUCAAUUUCCGAUCCUUUUUGUUUCGGUCCAAUGUUGAGAAGCUUCUUCUCUGGUUGAGUCUUUGGCUAUAUAGACUACCUUUGUUCUUCACAAUUGGAGCCAUGAUGCUUGGCUUGGAUAGCUUUUGCAUCGUUAACUUUAAGAUUCUCAACAUGGUUUACAAUGGUGUAAACACGGUAAUUCCAAUUCCUAAAAGCUUCUAUAAACCGAAAGUGCGUAGCGGAUAUCAACGAGAGUUUAUUACCCUACAAAGUGUAGACAUAUUUCUGACCAUUUAUGUUUCUCAUACAUCCUCUAGAAUCUAAAUAUGCAACUCAAAGAACAUCAGCAUUAACGUACUUCUAAUAAAUCACACAUAAUGCACUCUUAUAGCUAAUGAAUCGAGUAAACCUAUCAUGAAACAUUAUAAGUUUAAACUUGAAUUUCUCAGACCUAAAUCAAAGCAAACUAUCACAUAGAUCUUGGAUCCCUUUCGGUAAGUGAUACAAACCCCCAUUAGUUAAUGAUCUUGCUUGAUAUACAACUUUGGGGAUGAAAUAAUUCUCUUUUGCCUUUAGAAUAAACGUGCCUUACAGGCCAAGAGUUUCAGAGUAUUCAAAGUUCUGAGAUGGAAGAAGACUGACUGUGAACGUAUUGUAUAUGCAGUAUUUUAGCUUAAUCAUAUACUAUAAAACAACUUCAUCACCUCUACCAUUGUUUUAAUUAAUGCUAUCCAAACCCAUAUACCAAAGACUUGAAAAGAACACCGUACAUAGUGCUUGUAGUCGGAGCUUUAUGAUUUAUCGAUGACAUGUUAAACCUUUUUUUUUUUUUGUAAAAGAAAACGAAACAUGUUAAAACUUUUUCGUCGCUUUCGUACAUAUUAUGGUCCACUCUCUGAUCAUAUAUCAUGAUUAAUCAUCGUCUCUUUCUCUUCACGACUUCAUUUUCAUUUGUUCAUUUUACUAAUGAUUUCACACCACAAUUUGGUGAAAUAUGUCAACCGUGUCCGUGUGCGUGUAUUCGAUUUGAUUAUUAUUAACAAUCUCAUGCUGAAACCUAGAUUAAAUUCUAAUGUUUGACUUCUAAUGUUUGAAAUGUUAAAAAUAUGAAAGUUUUUUCCAUUUGAGAAGCUUGUGUCUCACGGCUAUUACAUGUAAAAUAAUUAUUUGCUGGACAACGCAUUAUGUUAGUGGAGGACAAUAAAAAAGGAAAGAGUAAAACACAAGAUUAAUUGUUGUUUGAUUCUAAAAUACAUAUAUAAGGUCCACAUAUAACAUGUAGCAUCUUAUUUCUAGGUAGGCUAUAGGUAUAAUAUAUGUUUCAAAAAGUUCGUUUUUCUUUCUUAUAACCGUCUGUAACUAACCUUACUGAGUACUAGAAUAACCGUUCUAUGAAAAGAAAAAACGAACCUUACUGAAAAUAUAAAUUAAUAUACUUUUAACUAUAAAACCAAGUGAUAGCUGGUGCUUGUACUGGACGAGCCAAACUAUAUUAUUUUUGAAUAUAGCGGAAAUUCUAAUUUUACCACAAAUCUAAUAGCACAUAUUUACUUGUAGCGGUGGUGCAUAAGAAGAAUCGAUGAGUCAUUACACUAUUUUGUAUCAUUAAAGGAUUUCCAAUUGUUAACAUCAUUUUUUCCUCAAAAUAAAGUAAACUCAAAAUAUGAGUUUAUAUUAUACUCCAUUGGUUUCCUUUAUUUUUCCAUUUAAAAAUAUUGUAAGUAUAUUCCAUAAUACUUAUGAUUAAUUCUAACAAUGAUUGUUAUUUAAUAAUAUUACAAAUUUAUCCUAAAAGAAUAUAUUUUAACUAUAUCUUUUUCAUAUACAUAAUUUAAUUUAUAAAAGAAAUAAAAUUAUUUAUAAGAACUCAGAAUUGUAUUAUGAAAAUAUUAACAAUUUUGUUAAAGCAUAAAACACAAAUAUUAAAUCUUUUUAGAUACAAAAAGUAUAUAAAAUUGAAAGUUCAAUUUAUAAAUGAA